Thalassophryne amazonica is the source of this 1429-nucleotide messenger RNA. RefSeq names its product myelin-associated glycoprotein-like. Bases 138 to 1427 code for a protein of 429 amino acids. The record is from RefSeq and is a predicted model, not a curated record. The transcript is spliced from 7 exons. NCBI's taxonomy places the organism in Eukaryota, Metazoa, Chordata, Actinopteri, Batrachoidiformes, Batrachoididae.
GAGAAGCUCAAAGGUCUGGAUGAUGUAUAGUAUUUUUAAAAGUGGAAUGGAAACUGGACACAUCAGGGGGAAAUGUCACAACAGCAGCCUGGAAACAUUUCCCACUUUAUUUACAGAUCUGACACCAAGACGACGAGAUGGACGCUAUCAAAUGGGCACUUGUUCUUCUGUGUCUGGGCUCUAAAGGAAUUCAAGCUGAGCCCUUGCCUUGGACGGCCACGGUGCCAUCUUCAAUUAAAGGCCUGCCUGGAUCCUGUGUGGUGAUUCCCUGCAUCUUCUCCUACCCAGAACCGCAGAACCCGGUCACUCACUUCUCUGGGAUUUGGAUGGAUCACAUGAAAUUUAUCUAUCACCCAGUGGGGUCUCAGAUGAUGCAGGAGUAUAGUGGUCGGACAGAGCUGCUGGGAGACCCCACAGUCAAGAACUGUUCUCUAAAGAUAGACCCCCUGCAGUUAAGCGACACUGGACCAUUUUAUUUCAGGGUUGAAAUUGGAGAUCAUGACAAAUACUCCUACAAAGAGAGUGCAGUGUCUAUUGCAAUGAUUGAUGACCUAAAUCCCAUCAGGUUUUCUGUGGAUAAGGAGGUCGUGAUGGGUCGAUUGGUGACAGCGUCCUGCACCGUGACUCACAGCUGUCCCACCUCUCCUCCAGUCUUCACUUGGAAUCACCCUGGAAAACACAAGUUCCACUCACAGCAGCUCGAAGGGGGCCAGUGGGAAGCCACCUCACUGCUGACCUUUGACCCUACUCGUGCUGAUCACCACAUGCUCUUGCAGUGUGACGUCACGUACAAGGGCGGGCGGCACCAGCAAUCCUCUAAAGUCCUCACUGUACAGUAUGCUCCUGAGAUUAAGACGGCCUCGACCUGCUCCUCGGAUAAGACAAUGGUCACGUGCACAUGCAUUGCAGAGUCCAGUCCUCCAAGCACUGUUCAUUUCCUUCUUUCUGUUAUCAUCCUGCCGAAUGUUACGGUGGAGACACACGGCUCUCUGACCUUUGCCACUCUGCGGCAACACUUUGAAUCCUCUGGGUUUGUGCAGUGCCUUGCAAACAACACUCUGGGCAGCGCCAAUGUCACGCUCUCUAUACUUGUGCAUGAUGAGAUGAAGAACAUUUACACUGGUGUCGCCAUUGGUGUGCCUGUUGCAGCUGUGAUCUUGUUAGUCGUGGUGCUGCUUAUAAAAAGUAGGGGGAGACCUGCUCAGCAGUCAACACUGCAGGUCAUGGGGUCAGACAAACCUCAGAGGCCUCCUCAAUACACCACUGCACCAAGUUCACAAAGGAAAGAAAGACGUAAAGAUAAUGACCGCAAAGACAACAAGUCUGCUAUUGACACUAAUGACUGUAUAUAUAACAACAUGGAGGUAUGUCUGUUUUGUUUGUUUGUUUGUUUUUUCGUCACGGUGCAGUUUUUUAUGACUUCCUGACA